Rhinichthys klamathensis goyatoka is the source of this 1489-nucleotide messenger RNA. RefSeq names its product SPRY_PRY_C-I_1 domain-containing protein. The transcript is spliced from 11 exons. The record is from RefSeq and is a predicted model, not a curated record. The coding region runs from base 86 to 1393 and encodes 435 amino acids. Gene Ontology annotation, molecular function: protein binding. Lineage: Eukaryota; Metazoa; Chordata; Actinopteri; Cypriniformes; Leuciscidae.
AAAACAACAACCCUUCUUUCGACUGCAGUGACAGUCAAUGAUGUGUUCACAUAGAGCUCUUAUUGGAUUACUCUUUACAUGAGAUAUGGCAUUUGCAGCAGCUGCUGGAGUUGCCUUUAGUGAUGUUAGUCUCAUGAAGCCAAACAUAAAGAAGAAUGAAAGAGCUUCUGCAUCAUUCCCAGGUAUCAGGCCAGAUCUGAGUGCUGCUGAGAAUGUUGUUAAAAUAUUCAAACAAUUUGGGAAGGACUGUUACCAGCGGUUCAACUUCAAAAUACCAGCCACUGAAAGCAUACAGCAAAAAGACAACUCACUUGAUGAGUCAAGGGACAUUAUCAGAAACCUAGCAUCUGAACUGGACAGAGUGGUACAGUCAAAGAUGUUCUACUUGAUGACUCAAAAGUUUAAAAAUAAAGGAACUAAAAAAGAAGAGCCGGAUGAACAGCAAUAUUAUAUUCUGCAAUGGGCUGAAGAUCUCGAGAACACACAGACAAAACAACUGGACAAGCAAGAGAUACAACAUACCUGUUCAGAGCAGUUGUCGAACAGUGAAAUUAAAUUUAACAAAGCAAAAAAAAUCUUGUCUGACUGGUCUUGGGAACUGAAAGACAUGGAACAGAACUCAAUAUUUCCAAAGAGGGAAUGUGAAGAAACACUGAGGGAUCUCCACAAAGAAUGGAAACAGGGAGAGUCCAGCAUACUCCCAGUAAUGGACUGGAUAAUAUGGACUGUACUACAGUCAGGAAGCUCUGAGGAUUCAAACCACAGACAGUGGGUGAAGAGAAAACAGAGCAAAACGCAAAACGCCAAAAAUGCAGUUGGAUUAUGCAUUCCUAACCCAGUUUGGAACUGGAUUACAAAAUCAACAGCUGUUGUAAUUCUGGAUCCAAACACAGCCAACCCAGAUCUCCUAGUCUCUAAAGAUGGAAAAUCUUUGAGGGCAAAAGAAUAUGGUCUCAACAACUGGAAAGAGUUCCAACGGAAGCGUUCUAAAUUUGAUGCCUGGACUUGUGUCCAAGCUAAAGAGGGUUAUAAUACAGGUAGGCAUUACUGGGAGGUAAAUGUGAAGAAGAAACAUGAGUGGCGGGUGGGAGUUGUGAAGGAAUCAGCUCCUCGUAGUGGCUAUGUGACCAUGAACACAAAAACAGGGUACUGGAAUCUGCAUCUGCGGGUGGGUACUUUGAUGGCUUUGACUGAACCAGUCAUCAAACUCAACCUACCAACUCCCUCUAAGAUAGGAGUUUAUCUGGACAUAGAGGAGGGCCACGUCUCCUUCUAUGAUGCUGAGAAAAGAAGACAUAUUUACACAUUUAACACAGACUUUAGUGAGACAGAAAACAUUUACCCAAUGUUUGGCACCAUUGAGACAGACAGAGCAUUGGUGAUUUCAUCAUAAAAUGUACUUCAUGUAGUUUAAAGGUGGGGUGUGUGAUUUUCUUUUUUGACCAUUUUUUUCAAAAUCACUUGAAAUCCUAUUCCUAACCUACUUACA